UUGCCAUUCAGGGUAUACCUUUCAGAGCUCCCACUGAGUCAAUAUACGCAUUGAAAAGCUCCUUGAGACUAACCAAUUUAUGAGUUGAAAAUGUUGGGCAGAUCUUUAAUUCAAUUGAGAAGAUCUAUCAAUCCUCAUAGGAUAAAUACAUGCAGAAGAUUACACCAUCAAGUCAUUGGGAUUGACUUGGGAACCACGAACUCUGCAGUUGCAGUUGUGGAAGGGAAAGAUGCAAGAAUCUUGGAAAAUGAAGAAGGGGGUAGAACUACACCUUCUAUAGUUGCAUUUCCGAAAAGCUUACAAUCUGGUGAUGUCAAUGACAAUGAAAUCUUAGUUGGUCUACAAGCUAAAAGACAGGCAGUCGUGAAUCCUUAUAAUACGUUUUUCGCUACUAAGAGAUUGAUAGGGAGAAAGUUUGUUGAUGAGGAGGUUCAAAGAGACUUGGAUAACACCCCUUAUCGAAUUGUACCUAAUGAAAAUGGUGAUGCUUGGGUUUCUACUCAAUCUGGCAAAACAUUAUCACCUUCCCAGAUAAGUGCACAUAUAUUGACCAAAAUGAAGUCUAUUGCUGAGUCUCACUUUACUGGAGAAAACCAAAAGGUCGAACAUGCAGUUGUUACUGUUCCAGCUUAUUUUAAUGAUUCUCAAAGACAGGCAACUAAAAGUGCAGGUCAAUUAGCCGGAUUGAACGUUUUGAGAGUUAUUAAUGAACCAACCGCGGCUGCUUUGGCUUAUGGUAUUGAUAAGAAACAGAAGGAUGGUAUUGUGGCUGUUUUUGAUUUCGGAGGUGGUACUUUUGACAUUUCCAUUUUAGAUAUCGAAGACGGUGUUUUCGAAGUUAGAGCAACCAAUGGUAAUACUCAUUUGGGUGGUGAAGACUUCGAUAUCCUUUUAUUGAACUACAUUAUCAAUGAUUUCAAAGAAAAGACCGGUUUUGAUAUACUGAAAGACAGAUUAGCAGUUCAAAGAGUUAGAGAAGCCGCUGAAAGAGCUAAAAUUGAAUUAUCCCACGUUAAGGAAACAGAAAUAAGUAUUCCUUUUAUAGUUGAGGAUAAACACGUUCAAGUUAAAUUAACCGAAGACCAGCUCGAUGAAAUGUCUUUACAUUUACUCAACAAAACAAUCGACCCAGUAAAGAGAUGUGUUCGUGAUGCUGAUUUGAAACUUAAAGAUAUCGACGAGGUUAUUCUUGUUGGAGGUAUGACAAGAAUGCCAAAACUUAGAAAAAUCGUGGAAUCUCUCUUUGGUAAGAAACCAAGUACGGCCGUUAAUCCUGAUGAAGCUGUGGCAUUAGGUGCCGCUAUUCAAGGUGCUGUUUUGUCAGGUCAAAUUAAGAAUGUUGUGUUAUUGGAUGUUACGCCGUUGUCCUUGGGAAUCGAAACCUACGGUGGUAUUUUCAGUCCUUUGAUUCCAAGAAACUCGGCCGUACCUGUCAAAAAGGAAGCUGUCUUUUCAACUGCAGUUGAUGGUCAAACUGGUGUUGAAAUCAAAGUUUUCCAAGGGGAAAGAACUUUAGUCAAAGAUAACAAAUUGAUUGGUAAUUUCAAAUUGUCAAAUAUCCCUGUCAGCCCUAAAGGAACACCACAAAUUUCAGUUUCUUUCGAAAUUGAUGCGGAUGGUAUCAUAAAUGUUUCUGCUACCGAUAAGACACCUUAUCCCGAAGAUUCUCCUCAUUAUGGUAAACCAAAUUCUGUAUCCAUUCAAGUUUCUAGCGAAACAGGAUUAUCAGAAGAGGAAAUUAAACAAUUGAUAGAAGAUAGUAGCAAAAAUUCGAAGACCGAUGCAGAGAUUAAGAAACAUGUUGAAAAUGCUACAAGGGCAGAUAUAAUAUGUUCUGAUACCGAGAAUGCUUUACUACAAUUUGGUGAUUUCAUGGAACCAGAAGAGAAAGAGUUGAUUUCUCAAAAGGUAUCUGAUUUAAGGGUCAAAAUCAAUGAUAUAAGGGAAUACAGAGAAUUCCAUGAUCCUAAGAUUAUAACCGAUGAAGUAAACGACAUCCAACAAGUUUGUCUUGAAGCCAUCAAAAAAGUUGCCAUAAAACAACAGCAAGCUGAAGCAGCUAAGAAGAAUCAAAGUUAAUGAAAUUAUGUAUAUGCACCAGUAUAGUUAUGUAAAUAGAUCAACGUAUAUCUACAAUUAUUUAUUCAUGUCGAAUUAUAU
This is a messenger RNA of Hyphopichia burtonii NRRL Y-1933, 2160 nucleotides long. RefSeq names its product Hsp70 family ATPase. The coding region runs from base 91 to 2079 and encodes 662 amino acids. NCBI's taxonomy places the organism in Eukaryota, Fungi, Ascomycota, Pichiomycetes, Serinales, Debaryomycetaceae. Gene Ontology annotation, molecular function: heat shock protein binding; ATP-dependent protein folding chaperone; ATP binding. The transcript has a single exon. Gene Ontology annotation, cellular component: cytoplasm; mitochondrion. The record is from RefSeq and is a predicted model, not a curated record. Gene Ontology annotation, biological process: protein refolding; cellular response to unfolded protein.